AUGAAGAAGACCGAGCUCGAAGCUGCGCUGGACUCCCAUCUGUCGCAGAACAAGAACCGUCUCGCCAGCGAGUCGAAGCUGAGCGAUUACUACGAGAGACUGGCCCGGCCGCCGCGUGGAUCGCCGAUUAAAAAGGAGCCAAAGGCCGAGGUGACUUCGUUCGACGGCUCCAGCUCAGUCAAGCGCUCGACGCGUAGACGAUCCGUCAAGCCAAAGGAAGAAGUCGAAGCAACGGAUGAGUCGGAUGAGUCUUCGCCCAAGUCUUCUCCUGCACCCGAGCCGGCUCCGGUUGCCACUCAGACCCCCUCGCGUCCAGCCAUCAAGUUCCCUUCCUUACCACCCUCUCCGGCAGUGGUAACGGACGCGAUUGACAGACAGACCACCAGAGUCCGCAAGUCUGUAUCCGAAGCAUGGGACCAGUCUGGCAUGACCGAGCGGACGCACAGUCUGCGUUCGUUGCUCAGCAGCACCUCAACCAUCCAGACCUUAAUCCUUAUUCUUGAGCUGUCCAGCGUAAUCAGUGCCAUCAUGCCCUGGAGGAAGUUCACUUUCCCUGCCAUCGAGGCCCUGAACACCUCUGCCUGCACCCACAAUAUACCAGAUCUGUUCAACACUUUCCAGCCGGCCUUCUGGUCUCCCCUGUUGCUCUGGGCUUCCACCAGCGUUGUCCUGCCGUCUAUUAUCGCGUACUUCUUCGACAUCAACCUUAAGAUGAGCCAGUCCGCCUCUCCCACCACACGUCGAUCCGCAGCUGUAGCUGCGGCUCAGGACAAGGGAAAGGUCUGCGGUGAUCCCUUGGUGUUCAACGUGGCAAAAGCCUUGAUUGCCUCCAUCGUGUACGGGAGUGGGUUCAACUUCUGGAACCUGUUCAGUCAGAAUUCUGUUUUGAAAGUUGUCAGUGCUGUUCCAUGGGGAUUGCAGGGCCUACUCACUGGCUCUGCCAUCUGCACGCUAGGAAGCCUGUACGAAGCCAUCUUGAGAAAGUAA
Molecule: messenger RNA, 987 nt
Organism: Trichophyton benhamiae CBS 112371
Lineage: Eukaryota; Fungi; Ascomycota; Eurotiomycetes; Onygenales; Arthrodermataceae
Exons: 2
Coding region: 1-987 (328 amino acids)
Cellular component (GO): membrane
Source: RefSeq, a predicted model, not a curated record